AUGGCCGAGUCGCAGCUGCAGAAACUCAAAUAUGGCGAUGAGCUGAUGGAGGCUGCGGAGCAGAUCGCGCGCGGGAAGACGGGCCGCCCCCCUGCCCCCGUCCGCGUCCACUUUGAGGAGACGGGCAAGAUGAAGAACGCGUCAACGACACUUCUCCUGUGCAAAUUCUGCCACAAGGAGGUCGCGGGACGAGCAAUUUCCCUGGAAGGGCACUUGAAGAAGUGCCCGAACGCGCCUGACGAAGCGCGGCCGCCGAAAGGACCAAAGAAGGAGAAGAUUCCACGGUCCGCGUCCGAAAUGGCCUUUGGCAACACCCAUACAAAUGGGAAUGGCAACAGUAUUAUCAAAGGAGAACACAAACACGCCAUGAAGAAGCUAUGCACCGUCACAACGUCCAUGGAAGGCAAGUACCGAAACCUCCUUGUUCCCAAGCUCGCUGCAAUCCAGUCACUUCAAUUGAUGCUGCGCGACAAGCGAAGCACGCAUCUGCAGUUCAAACACCACGCCGACCGACUCAUGCGCAUCAUGGCUGAAGAAGCGCUCGCCGUGUGUGCCGUGGAGUUUGCGACAGUCUGGACCCCCAAUGGUAUGGAGUACUCUGGCAUGCGACCAAACAACAACCUGUGUGCCGUGUCUAUCCAACGAUCUGGUGAUUGCUUGCUCGAGCAAGUGUUGCAAUGCGACCCGUCCGUCUCCGUCGGCAAGCUGCUUAUUCAGCGCGACGAGACAUCUCCCGAGAAGACCCCGAUUUUAUUCUAUUCCAAACUUCCGCCACGUCUUCCCACGUACGAUCGUGUCAUGCUGUUGGACCCUAUGCUGGCGACGGGGGGCAGUGCCAUGAUGGCGAUCCAGCUCCUCCGCAACGCCGGUGUCGACGAAUCCAACAUCGUACUUGUCAACAUUGUGUCCUGUCCUGUUGGUCUCUCGUACAUCUUCGAAAACUUUCCGUCGAUCAAGGUUCUCACGUCCGCGAUCGACCCCGAACUGAAUGCGAACAAGUCGGUGCUUCCCGGCCUCGGCAGCUUUGGCGACCGCUACUACAACACAAUCAACUAA
Molecule: messenger RNA, 1056 nt
Organism: Aphanomyces invadans
Lineage: Eukaryota; Oomycota; Saprolegniomycetes; Saprolegniales; Verrucalvaceae
Product: uracil phosphoribosyltransferase
Exons: 4
Coding region: 1-1056 (351 amino acids)
Source: RefSeq, a predicted model, not a curated record